AUGCAUGUGGAUAUGGAUAUGGUUUUAAACAAUUAUACUAUAACCCAUCCGUCGGAUCUGAAAUCCAAAACCGACUCGGAUUCUGGGCUUUUGCUCCGGUCCCGUCCCAAUCUCCCGCCGAUCGGUUUCCUCAUCCUCUUUAGCUUUAAUUUCCGAUCACUUUCCCAUUCUCCGUUUCCUUGUUUGGACGAUGACUAUCUUGUUGUUAGGGUUUGGCUUGACUUAUCUCGAUUCGAUUCGGCCGACGUUGGUUCUUAUUUCUUAAGCGCCGAUUUGCAAUCUGAUCAUCGAGGGAUUAAAGCAGCGCCGAACGAGGAUAGACGCGUCGGAUCAAUUCUCGUUGAUCAUGAUUACAUGCGAAGGAACCAUCUUGGUCGUGAUGGUGCGCUUGCUUGGCAGGCAUCACUUGUGCCCUCUAAUAUGCGUCUUGCAUCUUCAACUAAAACGGCAAAGGCUCAUGCCAAACCGGAGAUUGCAAUGCCGCUUCAAUCAAUUGCCAAGGAACCGGAGGUGAGCCUCGCCGAAGGAGUUGAAUGUUUGUUGUCCCUCUGCUUUGGAAGUCAAGAGAGAUGGUAA
Messenger RNA from Microthlaspi erraticum, 576 nucleotides. The record is from the annotation of a GenBank genome assembly. Lineage: Eukaryota; Viridiplantae; Streptophyta; Magnoliopsida; Brassicales; Brassicaceae.